Molecule: messenger RNA, 1359 nt
Organism: Parascedosporium putredinis
Lineage: Eukaryota; Fungi; Ascomycota; Sordariomycetes; Microascales; Microascaceae
Source: the annotation of a GenBank genome assembly
AUGGUUGAUGUCCCAACUCGACUUGCCCGGCUGGGCCCCACCAUCGAACGCCUCAUGGCUAUCGGGGGCACGCCUGGCCUGGCACUUGGCGUGUUUACCAAAGGCAACGCGCCCUACUACGCCAACUACGGAUUCAAAGAUGCAGAGAAGAAGCUCAAGGUGACCGAAGACACCGUCUUCCCCGUCUGCUCCCUGACAAAGGCCCUCACCGCCGCGGCCCUGGGAUUGCUCGUGGAGGAGAAAAAGGUAAACUGGGACACCCUCGUCAAAGACGCGCUCCCGGAUUUUCAGUCCCGCGACGCUACCCUGCAGAACCACGCCACCAUCACCGACCUCCUCUGCCACCGCACGGGCAUGGGAUGGGCCGAUAACCUCAUCAUCGGCACCGACGCCAACGUCCUCGUCCCGGCCAAGGACAUGGUCAAAUACGUCAACGACCGCCCGCUUCAGCUCCCUUUCCGCGGCGGUUUCGCGUACAAUAACCUGCACUACGAGCUCGCCGGUCGCAUCAUCGAGGCCGCGAGCGGCCAGUCCUACUACGACUUCGUGAAGACCCGCCUGCUCGACCCCCUCGAUAUGCACCGCACCUUCCUCAAGACCCCGCCAGCGGAGACCGACAAUGUCUCGCGCUGCUACAAUGCCCUCGACGACGCCACUUCCGCGCCCAUCACUUGUCCACGGCUCGGCGACGACUGGUACGGCGCGCCGAGCGGCGGGAUGCGAUCCACCACGAAGGAUCUCGGAAAGCUUUACGGCGCUUUCAUCUCGGCCUUCAAUGACCAGUUCGGCGACAGUCAGGCAGCACCAAGCGAGGGCAACCCUCUGAAGCAGGCGACACACCUCAUGUCCGGCAAGAUCCCGAUGGUGGAGACAUCCAAGCACGAGACGUCGUACGCGCUCGGAUGGGCUAGGGGGAUGCCGACCAUCGGCCAGGGCGCCCACCAGCUGCUCCUCUUCCACCAAGGAAGUCUCCCCGGCGCACUCGCCUUUGUGGGACUUCUCCCGGAGAGCGAAACGGCCGUGGUCAUCCUCACCAACUCGCUCGCCCUCAACGAUGUCGCGGACUGGGUCGGCCAUGUCGUGCUGGAAGAGCUCCUCGACAUCGCCGACAAGUACCGGAACGACUACGUGAGUCUUGCUGAGGCGGCGGUCGCCGAGAAUCUCAAGUGGUACCCCGCCCUCACAAAAGAGCUCGAAGAAGGCAGAAAAGGCGGCGCGCCCCCAAACCUCUCGAGGAAUACGUGGGCACGUACUGGGACCAUAUCCACGUCGUCAAGGUGGAGGGAAGGUGGCAAGAUCACCAAGCUUUCCUGGGCCCACGACGGAGGCGUUCCGCCCGUCGAGUUCAUCAAGGUAUGA